Molecule: messenger RNA, 1026 nt
Organism: Alternaria postmessia
Lineage: Eukaryota; Fungi; Ascomycota; Dothideomycetes; Pleosporales; Pleosporaceae
Exons: 2
Coding region: 1-1026 (341 amino acids)
Source: RefSeq, a predicted model, not a curated record
AUGCGAAAGGAAGAACCUCUUCUGAGCCGAGUCUGGGUCCUGCAAGAACGUAUACUAGCGCCCCGCACAAUACAGUUUGCUAGUUAUAAGAUGCUCUGGGAAUGCUCGGAGAAGACCAAUACCGAAGAUGGAUAUGAAGACUCAGUCCGUAGAGAGAUCUUUUUGGAAAGCAUUGCCCAUGGACUCAGGAGCUUUGUCAGGAACUUGGAAAACCCACCGCACAUUGACGAGACGAGACGAAGCCAUCGUUACGAUGACGUUAUGGCUUCUGAUCUAGCACAGAGGGCUUGGUUCGUCUUGAUUGAAGAAUACACAUCCCGGAACAUGUCCUUCCAAUCCGAUAAGCUUCCCGCACUCUCUGGUGUCAUCUCGGCGCUAGAAGAGCUGACUGGAGAUAUCUGUGUCGCUGGCAUAUGGAAACGCUGGUUCUUGCACGGCUUACUAUGGCGCUUGCAACAACCCGAAUGGGAUAUGUACGUCUUGUUUCCAAAGCCGCCACAGAGAGCUAUACCUUGGAGGGCUCCAACCUGGUCCUUCGCAUCCGUCGAGGGAGUCGUGAUAUACACACUUCUCGAAAACGAUCCUGGUAAGGGAGUGUGUGCAGAACUGCUAGACUGCGAUGUCACGCCCAAGGGAGUCAACCGACUUGGGGAGUUAACGAAAGGUUUUGUGAGGAUAAGAGCACCGGUCGCUGCUGUGUUCGACAUAGUGCCGCAGCAAUCAAGUGAAAGGAGAGAGUGUAAGGUUCGCAUGACAGAUGACAGGCUCGCAGAUGGGAGCGUGUACUUUGAUAUUGACGUGUACGAAUCUUGUGAAGUGGUCAUGAUCACUCCGCAUACUGGCAUUGCGGUCAAACCGGUGAACACUGAUGAAUCAACCUACAGGAGAGUGGGGGCGCUCUCUGUGUACAGAGUCAUCGAAUCGACGAGCAAGGAUUGCGAGGGCAAGAUUCUGGAUACGUUCCACCACGAUAAGUCGCUGACCGCGUCUCACUACCCAGAUUCAAAAACCAUCACCCUGCUUUGA